Cydia amplana is the source of this 1567-nucleotide messenger RNA. RefSeq names its product meiosis-specific nuclear structural protein 1-like. The transcript is spliced from 9 exons. NCBI's taxonomy places the organism in Eukaryota, Metazoa, Arthropoda, Insecta, Lepidoptera, Tortricidae. Bases 65 to 1567 code for a protein of 500 amino acids. The record is from RefSeq and is a predicted model, not a curated record.
AUUUUAUUUGAUUUUCAGUAUCGCUAACUAACGGUUUCAAGCGGAGUUUAUUAUUUUUACUACAAUGCAACCUCAAAACGAGCUUACGCGGAAUGCUUUAUUCCGCGCUCGUAAAGCGGAGCUGGAUUAUUACCAGAGGGCCUUGGACACACAAUGGCUAAACAAUCGAAUGGCCGACGGCCGCAUGGGUCGUUGCCUGGCCCUCAUACAGAACGAAGCACAGAUGGAGAAGGAAUUCCAAGAGAGAACUGAUCAUGCCGCAAUUGUCAAUGCUAGAGCUCAAAAAGAAGCAGACCUCGCUAGUGAAGUGGCUAAAGUCCGCCAUGAAGAAGCUACAGAACUGCUGCGUCGCCACUACCUGCGAGAGCGGGAUCCAGAGCUGCGGACGCUGAUGCAGAAACUUCAAGCUGGUUAUGUGUGCCGAGAUGUGCGCCAACAGAUAUUGCAAAACGAAUAUAAGAGGGCGCAGGAAAAGGCUGAAGAAGACAGAGCCAACUCCACCCUCCUAGCUGCGCUGGGCGAUGACCAGGAAACCAAAAAGAAGGCACUGCAGAAAAUACAGCAAACUGCAGCGUACUGCAAGGAGCUGCAGCAGCAGUUGGUGAACAAGCAGCGGCAGAAACAGUGCCAGUAUGAAGACGCGCUCAUUGAGCAGAAGAUGCUUGAUGAAGUCAUGAGGACCAUUUCUGAUGAGGACCAGAGGGAGCUGAAACAGAAGCGAGAUCUCACGGAGAAGAUGCAACGCGAGAUGGUGACGUUCAAGAAAGCUCGUGAUGCGUGGCGAGCCAAGCAACGCGAGCUCGCUGUAAUGGAGGAGGAGGCUAUUGAAAGACAAAAGCAGGCCGUCUCUGACCGCACUGCUGGCAUCCGCGCAGAAAAAGAACGCCGCGAAAGAAUCAAAGAGGAAAUAAACGAAAAAAUAUGUGCUAAAAUCAUGGCGGACGAGGCGGAGCGUCAAGAUCGCGACAACAUAAUCCAAGAGCUAGUAGAGCACGAAGCAGAAGAGAAACGGAUCCAGGACGAUAUAGCGGCGGGUCGCAAGCAGGAGUACGUGAGGGCCAGCACCAUGACGGACCUCACGGCGCAGAUGGACCUCAAGAAGAAGGAGAUGGAGAUGGAGAAACAGAGACAGAUCGAGUUUAGGAAGGAGUCAGAAGCCAAGCUAGCGGCUCAGGACGCGAAAGAGCAUGAAAAAGAACGUAUAAAGAAAGAGAAGGCGCGUCAGUACUCGUUAGACCUGAAACAGCAGAUAGAGGACAACGCGAGGAGGAGGGAGAGCGAGCGACGUCACGAGGACGCGAGGGCAAAGGCUGUCUUUGACUAUUACAAGGAUUGGAAAGCAGAAGUGUCUAAGGAGCGCGAGAAGAUCGUCUCGGAGCACGUGCCGCCCAUCCUCGGCUACAUCCAGGCGGGCGUGGUGGCCGCGGCCGACCUGCCCGCCGUGCGCGCCGGCGCCGCGCGUGCGCCCGCGCUGGCCGCGCUCGACCUAGACAUGCUGGCGGCGUACGGCGGCCUUAGCAGACAUCCCAAGUGCAACGCGCAGUGCAAGGUGCUCAGGGAGUAUUAG